Molecule: messenger RNA, 7110 nt
Organism: Symbiodinium natans
Lineage: Eukaryota; Dinophyceae; Suessiales; Symbiodiniaceae
Source: the annotation of a GenBank genome assembly
AUGCCGCGUCGCAAGCGCAGUGUGGAGCCACAGAUCGGACUUGAAGCGAAGUGUGCAGUGAUGCACAGCGCGCUGCUGCAGAGACCCGCUUUCAGCAAUGAGAACCGUCGUAAACCGUGCCGUUGCAUUGCAACCACUGCCCGGCCUCCCCAUCACACAACACGGACCUUGCACGAAAAGUUGCCAGCGGCUGCUCCCCGAGGCCCGGCCCGAGACCCGCCGGAAGCGCCCGUGACUGAAAGUGCAGAGGUCCGGCAUCUUUGUGAUGGAGGCCAGGCUCGCUGGCAGCUCUUAGAGCCCGCGGAGGGCGCGCCGCGGCCGGCGAAGCGGUCUAGCCACAGCGCCGUCGUCGACGCGGCCUCGCGGCGACUCCUCGUCUUUGGCGGCGGCGCAGGGCGUGGCGGCAACCGCAACGACGUCUGGGCCUUCGGCCUCGAGGCCAAGGAGUGGGAGGAGCUGGGCACGGCCGGGCCUCGGCCCUCAGCGCGAGUCCGGCACUCCGCGAUCCUGGACCCCGCGGCCCGGGCGAUGCUCCUCUUCGGGGGCUACAAUGGAGCAGCUCGCGACGACGCCUGGGCCUUCGGCUUGGAGGACCACGGUUGGAGGGAGCUGCGGCGCGAAGGCGAGCUCCCGCCAGGGAGGUACGCGCAUUCCGCCAUCUUCGACCCCAAGGGCCGGCAGAUGGUGGUCUUCGGGGGCCAAGGAGGCGAGGAUUUACGUGAACUGGACGAUGUGUUCAUCCUGGAGCUCCAGGUAUCCUGUGGCGUGUUAGCUGGUGGAGGAGUGGCGCACGGCGGCCGACUAUACCUGGCUCAGACCAAGGUUUCCGGGGCCGAGCAGUACGGGCACUCGGCCAGCUACGAGGAAGCGGCCCACGCUAUGCUGUUUUUCGGAGGCCCGGGAUCCAAGAAGGGAGGGGGAACCGAUGGCGACAACUUCUUCAGCGACCUCUGGUCCUUGGACCUGGAGGCAAAGCGCUGGGAGGAGAUCCAGGCCGCGGAGGGGCCCCCGGCGCGGCAUCUCCACACCUCCGCCUGCGCCGCCGGGCAGCUGCUGGUCUUCGGCGGUGAUGGUGCAGGUGGCCGCUUGGGCGACCUCUGGAUGUUCGAUCUCGAGGUGGGGAGGAUUCAUUUCCUAGCAGAAACAACGCGUACGGACAGUGAACCGAGCACAGUGGCCUUCGUCAUCUCCUGGGGCCUGGGUUGGGCGGAGACUCGCUCAUACCAAAGAAGCAUGGACACACGCCCGGCGCUGGGAGCCGCUCCCGCCUGUUGCAGCGAGCCCCGCAGCGCGGUCCUCGCACGUGGGACACUUCUGGACGACCUUUGGGCCUUGGACCUCUUCGAGGCCGGAGAGGGACUCGAGACGGGGAAAGGAGUUGAACUCAUGCUUGCAAAUGCUUCGCGCCGUCCGCCUCCACAGCCCAGCAGUGUGCUGGGACUGAAGCCAGACGGCAUGUGCCGCGGUGAUGCUGCUAUGUGCAUGGGCGACUCGCUCUGCGCUCUGGCACCACCCAUGAGAGGUUCCUGGUUACGAAAAGCGAGAUACUGUGCGGACAAAAGUGAGCACGCAGAAGUGCUGCCAAGUCUUGUUGGCGGUGAUGACAUCGUAGAGUCGGAGUGCGAACUGCCAACGCCUGCUGGUAGUCAAAAUUUCCCGGUACCGAUCACUUGCAAAUACCAGGUCUACCGGCUAAAUGGAAAAUGCCAGGAAGACCGAUUCCUGGGUUGGCGUGGCUGUGGAAAUUUACGUGACAUUACGUUGACACCGACAUCUUUCUGUGACUUUGCUGUUUGUGUCUUCUUCCAUAUCUGGAAGAGGUGGCAAGAACACGGCGAAGAGCCCCUGGCAGUGGUCAGGCUCUGCUUCGUGGGCAAAGGGCGCGUGGGAAAGACCUCGACGCUGAGGAACAUUCUGCUGUCGCUGUUCGGGCUGCUGCGGGUCAAUCGUGGCCUUGUUACCUGUCUGUUUCUCCACCUCUUGCUGCGCCUUCGUUUGCUGCUGUAUCUUCCUCACUCCUGCGCGAGCCAUGUCCUUGUCGAUAACUCUGCCCUCCCACUGCCUCCACUCUUCAUCCAGGUCGUGCACCUCGGCAACGGAGCGCGCGACGCCGAAGGUGGACGCCUCCUCCUCGGGCAGCUCUUCCCCUUUGAUGCGCCUCAGCUCCCGCGCAUCAAAGGGGAAGAGCUGCCCGAGGAGGAGGCGUCCACCUUCGGCGUCGCGCGCUCCGUUGCCGAGGUGCACGACCUGGAUGAAGAGUGGAGGCAGUGGGAGGGCAGAGUUAUCGACAAGGACAUGGCUCGCGCAGGAGUGAGGAAGAUACAGCAGCAAACGAAGGCGCAGCAAGAGGUGGAGAAACAGACAGGUAACAAGGCCUCGAGCCAGCAGACCGAGAAGAAGGACAACGCAAACGAACCGCUUGAGCCGUUGGAUGCAGACGCGCAGAAUGGAGCUUCGGGCAAGAUCAUGUCAAGCACGUCAGCCGGGGAGGAUGCCACGAUUGACCCGCAGCAGCCCGAACAGCGACAGCAGAAUGUUCCUGAGCUUGGACUCAAGGGACAGCUCCCGCGGAUGCUCGGCCCGUCGCAGCUCAGCGGCGAGCUGGUGCUGGAGUUAUCUGGAGGGAAAACUCAGGAGGAAGCGUCCAGGCCGCAGCUCCGGCUGCAAGCCUGGGACUUCCCCGGGCAGCGCGAGUAUGCGCAGCUAAACCUCUUGUACUUUACUGGGCAGGCCAUGUAUCUCGCGAUGUGUGAUCUGAGCGCUGACCCGGUGGAGGAGUGGCAAGAUCUGAAAUUCUGGCUGUGGGCGAUCACCCGCUACGCCAAGACGGAGAAAGAGAAGGAGGGCCACAAGAAGAGGGGAGGAGGAGGCGAGAGGUUUGAGGAGGCUGAGGAGCAGCCGAGGCCGCCGAUUCUGAUCGUAGGCACCCACUGGAGCAAACGGAGGCAGGGCGCCGACGUUGCCUUGCAGAAACACCUGGAAGGUCUGGUGGAACAGCUGCCCAGCCUGAGGCGGCAGCUGCAGGAUGGCCCCGGAAGCUGUGAUGGCGAGGCCUGCCGCUGCAAGUGGCUGUUCCCUGUCGAAAACAAGGCCGAUUGCUUGGAGAAAUGCAAAGGGAUCGGGGCGCUCCGGAAGAAGAUCGGAGAGAUCGGCCAGGAGAUGAUUCUCGACAGAGCUCUGCAGCGCAUGCCGGCUCAGCACGCCGGUAUGAACUCCAAGCGCUACCCCGUGUCAUGGCUGCGCGGCCACGACCUGCUGCGCCAGCUCGGCGAGGGCCUCGCCUGCACUGCCGCCAGAAAAGAUGUGCAAAGCUGCGUGGAAGAGGCCCGAAGAGCGGGAAAGCACCUGCAGAAGGAUGCAAGAGGAGCUGUCACUUUCCCUCUGCAGUCGCUGCUGGACGUCCAGUGCUCCGUUUGGGAGGGGUUGAAGGCACCGGCAGGCACUUCGUUGAGGGCCUGCCUCUUUGGAAAAGAGAGCGACGCAGAGACCGUGGAGGUGAACCUGUCUUUCGAUUUCCUGUCUUUGGAGACCGUGUCGGAGCUGCUGCAACGCAUGAGGCCGAAGCAUCUGGAAGGUGAAGAGGUGAAGAAGCUGUUGAGGGUCCUGCACUCUUUGGGCACCUUGGUGUGGUUCGAGGACGAGCACCUGGACCAGGUUGUGAUGCUGAAUCCGAGCAAGGCUGCCGAAGCGCUGACGGGCCUCCUGUUCGUCCGCUUCCGUGAGGAGUCCCACUGGGAACACUCCCAGGAGUAUCAAGCAUACAUGGACGAGAAGAUAAGGCGUGCCGAUCCCGGCGACCUGCUGCGCUUCAAGGCCUGUGGAGUGGUGACGCUGCAGUUCCUGAAGCAUCUCUGGGCACAAGAGUUCCAGGAGGAGCACGAGGCAAUUCUGCGGGAGGUGCUCUUGAGACGUGGGGUCAUGGUACAGCUACCCGAGGUGGAUCAGUUCAUGGUGCCCUGCUGCCUUCCAAAAGCCCACCUCUUGCAGCCGCCAGCACGGACCGAAGACCUGCUCCUUUACGUGCACCUGGAUGGCUUCAUGUCUCCGCAUCUCUUUCCGAAGCUGGCAUCGAUCCUGUACAAGACGUUGACCUCUCCGGGGAGUGGUGCCGCGCGUCUGUCGCCAGGCCCGCCGCAAAUCUACAGCAACCUGGUGGAGGUCCGCACGGCGGAUGCGGCGGUGAACCUGUCGCUUUUCCCGAUCGAGAGCCCGGAAUUGCUGCGAAUCCAUGCCAGCCAUGCUGGCCAUGCUGGCCAUGCCAGUCCGCAGGACCAGGAAGACCUGAAGCUGGCCUUGAUGUCGGCCUGGAGGAAGGCAUUGGGCUUCGAGUGCAAGGCGAUGAGGGAUGCUGUCGACGCACAAGACCUGUCAGAGUAUGGCACGGGCAUCUCCUCGGGCAUCUUGCCGUGGCUCCAAGAGAUGCGCUCCUUGCGGUCAGUCGAUCGUUUCGCAUCGCGAUGCCCUUGUGUGACCCGAGACUGCAGAGUCUCCACUUUCUCCGAGAAGUGCAACCUCUGUCGAGGGGCAUGCUUGCUGGAGGAGCGCUUUCACGCGGAUCUAAGUGAAGAGCUUCGCAGGGUCAUCGCUGCCGUCUCCUUGUUCGAGCACACGCGGCCAGCAGGGAGCUUUCGCUUCAAGCAGUUCAACUUCCCUGGGGAUGUGGAUCUGGCCGAGUACGUGAUCCUGGAAGCUCGCGACGAGGCAGAGGCCCUGGAAAAGUUGGCCGCCGAGCUCCAAAAGAAGUUUGGAAAGCACUGGAACGAGGACUUGGCGAUUCACUGGGGUGGCCUCAAAACUGGAGAUCCACACUCAUCAGACGAGGACAAGCUUCUGACUUGGAGCCGCGAAGAAAUCAGGGAAGGCUUCAAGCUGUGCCAAGCAGAAGGUGCCAAGAACGAGCAAAGCCAGAUUGGUUUGGUCGAGGCCCUCAGGAAGGGCGCAAGAGGCCGCACCGCCAAGGUAGACGUGUUUGCCAAAACGUGCCUCUUCCAAGGGCGGCCGUGUGGCGCACAUGAGGUGCGAUUCUUCGAGGUGACAAACGUGCUUUAUGCCGGGUACAUCUGCACGGAGGACGCCUCGAGACAGGUGAGGCCUUUGACAAAGGAUGGCAACCAGAUCGAGUACCUGGAGAGAGGGUUGAAGGAGUACGCUGCGAAACAUGCCAAGCCCAUGAAGUAUGUGAAGCGGCUUUGGGAGCGGAGCGCCUUCUUCUGCCAGCGCGGCUGGGAUCAGGAGCUCCACCUGAGCGUGCUGACGCUGCUGUGGCCCCUGCUCCAGCACUGGGCCGCCCAGCUCUGCCAGCUUGCCGCACACGCAGAGGCCCUGGCCAGCAUGCUCAAGACGCCCCCAAGCCCAGCCCCAAGCCCACCCUCAGCACCCAAGCCCCAGCAGCCCCAGCAGCCCCAGCAGCCUCAGCAGCCUCAGCAGCCUCAGCAGCACCAGCCACUGACGCCCAAGCAGAAAGACGCGAUCGAUGACGUGGCCCAGCUGCGCGAGAGCUUGAAGGUGAUGCAGCAACAGCUAGAUGGCCCGAUGCACAACACGCAAAACUCCACAGAAGUCGAGAGAGAGGAGAAGGAGGAGGCCAGGACGUGUGUUCGCCAGUGUUUGGGAAUGCUGGAGCAGAAGGCCGCCUUCGAAGGAGAUGUGCGGACGGACAAAAUUCAAGAGAGGCUUGAGGUCGUUCAGGGCUUGCUGGAAGCCUGCUCAGACGUGGUGAUCAUGAACAAGCUGGGUUCCUUGCCCCACCGACUGGCAGCGCCAAUGGGCAACAUGUGGCAGUUUCCAUCAGAUCACCCCCCCGUCGGGGCCACGGUCACAGUGAAUGAAGCAAAGCCGCUCCAUGUUGCAUCUUGGAACGUCUUGAACAAGAGCUACUACAAGUUCAUUGCGGAAGACACGCAGGGCCUCAACGGUUCGCUGAUCUCGGAACUACACGCUCGGGAAUCUCCAGAGUCCGCCGACCGAGCAGACGCCCGAGAGCACCGGAUUGCCGACAUCACGCAGAAGAUGCUUUGCCGUGAACAUUACCCGGUCUCCUUGAUUUGCUUGCAGGAAUGCUCGGCAGACUUUCUCCGCGUCCUCCAGAGGAGGCUUGGCGAAGUGGGGAUGCCGCGAUUUACGCUGCUGCAAAGUGGGCAGGACGACGACAAAAACCAAGAGGCUCUGGUUUUCGACACGGAGGUCCUGGAGUUGCUUCCCGGACCGAACAAUCCGAUCUGCCAUCGUGGCGAGGAGGCCUACGCAUUCGAUGAGAAGAAGGCCAUCAUGGAGGCAAAGUUCCGCCUGAAGGAGUCCCAGACUAAUUUCCGCGUGGUGACCACGCAUCUGCCCGGAAGACCUUAUGGACCUGCACGUGAGCAGUUUUGCAAGUGCGUGGCGCGUUUGGUGAACCGCGACACAGACAAUCUUCCCACAUUGCUGCUGGCUGACUUGAACUUUCCCGAAGAGGCCGUGAAGUCCCUCCUUCGCUUCCACGACGUGCGCGCGACCUUCGUGGAGAUCCCGUAUCCGACGAACAUCUGCCCGGCAUCGCUGCUCCCGAAGAGGAUCGACAGCGUCGCCACCAUACAAAGCAAACAAAGCAACAGUCGCAUUCGUGCGAAGCUCUUCUGCGGUGGCCUCAAGGACCCCCAGAAGGUGAUGGCAAAGGAAGUUCUCGAGGAGCUGCUUCCGGGGUGCAAAAGCCGGGAAGCCAUCGAGCUUUUGGAGUCGAGGUCCCUGGAGCUGGAUGAGAACCUGCGACGGCUCCGGCUCCCUGGGCCCGAAGCGGAACCUUUGCCCGACCAGGCCUCUUUCCAGGCGCAGAGCGCAUUGAAGGAGGAAGUGAAUAGACUUGCACAGGAGCUCGCCACGCUCAAGCCCGACGUCGAGCACUUGAAGAAGCAGCGCACAGAGAAAGCAGAGGCAGAGGCCAAGCACUCCGCCGCAGCGAGUUCCGAGGCCUUGCAGACAGGCCUGCACUUGGAAUCCGAACCUGCGGAGAGUCAGGCAACGGCAGCAACACCAGAAACGCCUGCGGAACUCGCCACCGGCAACGUAGUUAUCGGCGGCUGGAUGCGCUUGAUGCGCCUGCGCGAGAUGGCGCGAGAUGCAGCCUUGGAUGAAUGA